Molecule: messenger RNA, 1236 nt
Organism: Cuscuta campestris
Lineage: Eukaryota; Viridiplantae; Streptophyta; Magnoliopsida; Solanales; Convolvulaceae
Source: the annotation of a GenBank genome assembly
ACCAAAACCCCUCUCGGAAAUAACACGAAGUACUACGUGGGUGGAAGAAGCAAAAUCUAAGGAGUGUUAUUGUGGGGUGAAGAAGGCAGCCGCUGAUCAAUUCGCCGUUGUCGCUGCCGCCGGUCGCCGCCCUCCGUUCAUCUUCUUUGUUAAUACGAUCCGUCUGAUUUGUUCAAUUAUUGAGGAAUCUACUUGUGUUCGUUUGAGCAACAGAUGCAAAAUGUCAAACAGCAUCAACCUUUUUCUGAAAUCCCUUCCGCCAUAUUAUGGGAAAUUCUGGGUCGAGUUCCGAUUAAGACGUGUUUAGCUUGUAAGCUUGUUUGCAAAGAAUGGUAUCAUAUUGUUGCCACUCCAGAAUUCUCUUCUUUCCGCCGCUGUUGUAAUGCCUCUCGAUUCACCAUCUUGUUUUAUAACGGGUGGGUGUCUGGUGGCGGGGGUGUGGACAUCCACAUGGUCGAGUUUGAAAAGGCCUUGGAUGUGGAUGAUUCUGAUAAUGAUGUGGGCGUUGAUGAUCUGAGUAUUAUUAAGGUUCUACAAAAAUUUGGCGCACCCGGUCAAAGAUUGCACGUGAGCUCUCAAUGCAACGGGGUUGUUUGUUUGGAAAAUGACAAUGAUGACUACUUCGUGUGCAAUUUGCUCACCUCCCAGUGUGUGAAUGUCCUAGAUGUGCAUCAACUGAAGAAGCAAUAUGAAAUAAUCAGUUGUGAGUUGGGGUGUUGCCCGACCUCAGGCCAAUUCAAGGUUCUUAUUAUGCUAUGGGACACGGCGAAGAAGAUCCAACUGGCAAAAAUACAGACUUUGGGUGAUGGUGAAUGGAGGAGCAUGGACAAUGUGCCCUUGAGGAUGCUGGGAGACAAGAGUCAUGGUAUUGUUGAGAUGGACAUAUGGGUAAUGAAAAAGUAUGGUGUGAAAAGUUCUUGGGUGAGGCAAGUUGUCAUAGUGACCAAAGCAAUGAGUGUGCCUAUGGUGCAUAUGGACAAGGGAAAGGUACUUGUAAGGACUGGUGUUAAACUAAAUUUAUAUGAUCCGCAAACCCAGGUUUCUAAGGUAGUGAAAUAUGAGCUCAAUCGGGUUUGUAGUUACCUGGUGCCGUUCGCGGCAUUUGAUGCAAGAUUCUCUAGGUUUUAAAGAUUCAGAUACAGCUGGCAAUUAGAUCGACGGAAGGGGAGGCACACCAGCGAAGGAGGGAUCGGUCCAAGUGCGAGGAUGCAGCGGCAAUAGAAGUUGAAUGUGGUG